AUGGUCUUCUUUGAAACGCUUGUUCUGGUGCACGGCAGGUUUCCCGCCGCUGAAACAAAGCUCCUCAUGAAGGAAGCCUCACGAGUGAUCGUUGAGCGGGACGGAGCCCUCUUCAGAAUCCUUGACCUGGGCUGGCGACACACUGCCCGACCUCUCCACAAGAAGGGUGUAGGUCACAUCUUCUACGGCCGCUGGUACUCCCUUGUUUGGGGGGGACACCCAAAGGUGCAACAAGAAGUGGAAGACACGUUCCUGCACAACACCGGAGUGGUCAGGCAAGCUGAGCUUGUGGAUUGA
Symbiodinium natans is the source of this 297-nucleotide messenger RNA. The record is from the annotation of a GenBank genome assembly. NCBI's taxonomy places the organism in Eukaryota, Dinophyceae, Suessiales, Symbiodiniaceae.